AGACUGCAGCGCCGUGUGUCGCUGGUAGGGGAUGGAAAACACACCGAGGAGCCGAUAAUCACUCAGUCAACACGGCCGACAGGCACCAACUAUCCCAGGUUAACAUCUCGGAGGUGCUGCCAUAGUCAUGUGACGCUGAACAACAACAACAGCAGCUGGGCUACUGCUUUUCUUCAAACAUCCGGAUCAAACUGUGGUGGAGUGUGACCUCUUCUACCCGUGAGGAUCUGUCUGUGACAUGUCCAGGAGAAGCAGGAACAGCCGGGCAUGGAGAUACGUGUGGGGAGGGAUCCGGCGGGAUGCUGAUGCCCGGGCCCUCGUGUUGGCCUCAGAAACUGAGGAAUGGAACUAUGAUCGUCUAGAGUACAGUGAUUCAGACUCGGAGGCAGAAUUUUCAAGCGUGAUGAUACCUCCAAUCCCCAGUGCGGUGCCUGUUACAGGAGAGUCCUACUGCAGCUGCGAUUCCCAGGCAGAAACCAGCUACAACCCUCGUCUCCGAGGUUUUCACCAAGUUAAAGACUGCCACUGUGGAGAGGACGACCAAGAUUUUGAUUGGGUGUGGGAUGCCAGCAUUCGAUCAACAGCAACGGUACUGAGCUGCGACAAUCGCAAAGUGAACUUCCACUCUGAAUACAGUUGUGGUACAGCUGCUAUCCGUGGCUCGAAGGAGCUGUCUGAUGGACAGCAUUUCUGGGAAAUAAAGAUGACAUCUCCAGUGUAUGGAACAGACAUGAUGGUUGGUAUUGGAGCAUCAGAUGUAAAUCUGGACAAAUACAGGCACACGUUCUGCAGCCUGCUGGGCAAAGAUGCAGACAGCUGGGGUCUUUCUUACACAGGCUUGUUGCAUCAUAAAGGGGAAAAGAUGAACUUCUCCUCCCGUUUUGGUCAAGGAUCCAUCAUUGGAGUUCAUCUGGACACGUGGCACGGCACGCUUACUUUCUUCAAGAAUCGAAAGUGUAUAGGUGUUGCAGCCACAGAGCUACACAAUAAGAAGUUUUACCCGAUGGCCUGCUCCACAGCGGCCAAGAGCAGCAUGAAGGUGAUCAGGUCCUGCUCUGCACCCACCUCGCUGCUGUACCUCUGCUGCGCUCGUCUUCGCCACUUGGUACCAGACUGUAUAGACACUCUGGAUGUGUUGCCGCUCCCGCCGGGCCUGCGUCAGGUGCUCCACAACAAACUGGGUUGGGUGCUCAGUCUAAAUAGUGGCACCACAGAAGAAACCCAAGACGGGCCUAAACAGUCCUCAAAUUUGCAUGAUCCCGCUACAGCUGGACCGUCAUUCUCUGAAAGCGACUCGGAGGGUUGUACGUCUGACCCGGAAGCCUGUCAGAGGAAGCGAUGCCGCUGGAUGUGACUGGACAGAUUAGUCCUACCUCCUCGAAAGCACUGGCAGACAUAACUGUCACAUGGAAUCCAAUCUAGUGUUCUCCAUCUGUCUCAAGCUUUUCUUCCAACAUCAGUGUUAUUCUGUAGAAGAAAAAAAAAAUAACUGAGGCAGUGGUACGUUGCUGGAAGUCAGUUAAACUCAGUCUGCACAUUUUUACUGUGAUAUUUACUCAUGCCAUUCAUAUGUCUAUUUGUUCAUCCAAACAAGUUUAGUGAUUGAACAUUCAUGACGCUACUUUCUUUUAGUAACUAACAUAGUUCGUUGCUAUUUAUGUAUAAAGAUUAGUGACGUGCUGGAAUGUUAUGUACAGUGUAACACUGACUUCAAGUAAGGCCAAAUUUUUAUGGUAUAUUUCCAAAAGUAGAUCAAAGAAAAGUAGAAUUUUAUUUUUUUUCUGCCCUGUAUGCAAAAGGUGUUUGAUGUUCUGCAGCUAAAUGUCAUGGAUGCAUCACCGCAGUUGUCAACGUCUGUACCUUUCUCCUAGAUUGCCAAAGUCAAACUCAUUUGAAAAGGUUUGGUUUGCUUAUGAAGCGCUAUAAACUUUAACUGUCAAAAUUAUAAAUGUUACAAGCAGGUGAUGCACCUGGAUGCACUUUGCAGCUUUUAGUCCUCAACAGAUAAAAUGUUUCUUUUUGUCUGCAAUGGAUUAUGAAUAUUCAGUAAGAAAAACAUUGUAUGGUAAGAUUUUCUUUUCACGGCAACAUCUGUCUAUAGUUUAGGUGUUUUAAAAAAGUGUUAUAUAGAACUUUUUGAAAGGUGAUUUUUUUUUUUCUAUGCCAAUAGUUAUAAUGUUACAUCUUUUUCUACUGACAUGUUUAUGCAAUUAUUUUGUUUUUCUCAAAGCCUUGUUCCAUCAUCUCUAAUUCUAUUCAGUAUUCAUUUCUUCUUCAAAUCGUCUUUUCAGUGCUGUUGAUGAGCAGGUAAAGAAGGACCAAAACUGCGGUCUAACCCACUCCCCUAUACUCAGUGUUUUUAGCUCAUUUUUAAUUAUCAUGUCAAAAUAUGGUUGUACAGUUGCUAGAUAAAAGUUUGUGAACAACUUGGAAUUUUCAGCAUUUGUGAAAUAACAAAAAAUGUAGUCUGAACUUCAUCAAAGUAACAUUUCUCUUAACCUCUCACUAAUAAAUAAAGUAACCUCUGUAUUUCUGCCUGUUGUCGAUUUAAGAAUAUACUUAUGUCUAAACUUGUGUGACUUGACUGAAUGUGAUGGCCAGUGUUUCCCAAUCCUGGUCCUCAGGUUUGUUUCAGAUGUUUCAGAUGUCUCUGCAGCAUCACACCGGAUUCUAAUUAAUGGUUGUCAUCAGUUUGUCAUCGAGGGCUGAACAUCUCUGUUAAUGACAGUCAUAUGUACCAGGGUGCGCUGAAGCAGGGAUUCUCAAACAUGCUGGACAGCGAUAGUCAAGGACCAGGGUUGGGAAACACUGAUUUUGAAGGAAUUGACUUGGAAUCAGGUUAUUCUGAUCAACCAAAUAUCUCUUUGUGGUUUUAUUUGAAAAACACUUGUGUAAAAUACCAAAAUGGCCAAGCCACAUGAAUCUUUUGAUAUCUGUGAUAAAUGACUGUCGCUGCCAGUCAUUUAUCACAGACGAUGUUGCGGACAGGAAAGGUUCACUUGUAAAUGAUCGGAGGACAGAACAUAACUGUGUUGAUGUCGCCACAGAUCAAAUAUUGACUUUCUAAUGUAGUAAUUUAUAUUCCUGACCACCAAUCUUUACUUCCUGCAUGUAAAAUUGGGGU
Cololabis saira (Pacific saury) is the source of this 3124-nucleotide messenger RNA. It is a transcript of the gene spsb3a, whose product is annotated as splA/ryanodine receptor domain and SOCS box containing 3a. Gene Ontology annotation, biological process: proteasome-mediated ubiquitin-dependent protein catabolic process. The record is from RefSeq and is a predicted model, not a curated record. The transcript has 7 exons. The coding region runs from base 239 to 1354 and encodes 371 amino acids. Gene Ontology annotation, molecular function: protein binding. NCBI's taxonomy places the organism in Eukaryota, Metazoa, Chordata, Actinopteri, Beloniformes, Belonidae. Gene Ontology annotation, cellular component: SCF ubiquitin ligase complex.